UUGGGUUCAGGGAUUCUCAAACAAGAACUUUGGCUUUAUCAACAAUCAAACUGCCUGCUACCCUUGUGGCAAUUACAUCCUCUUCCUGGACAUUGAAACAAAGAAGACGACAGUGCUGCAGUGUGAGACUGGCCAGGUGGGAGCCUUUGCAGCGAAUGGGAACAGUCAAGUGCUGGCCUUUUCAGAUCGGAAGCUGAAUCCCAUCAUAUAUAUCUACACUUUUCCAGAACUGAAUAAACUGACAGAAUUAAAAGGUAAUGCUCAGCUGGACUACACCUUACUUGCAUUUAGUUUCACAGGCCCAUAUCUAGCCAGUUACUCUUCAAUCCCAGAAUUUGUUCUUUCAGUAUGGAACUGGCAAGAAAAUAGACUCUUGUGCAGUGAGUCUCAGCCAGGGGUAACAGCGACCUCUUUAAGUUUUAACCCUAUGAAUUGGCAACAACUGUGUUUUGUUAAUGAGAGCUCCAUUACUAUCUGGCAUAUUGAAAAGAAUAAUGAUGAGCAUCACCUUAAGCGAAACCCUGUGAAGCUCCCUGAUGAACAAGGGUCCGUGAGUCCUCAGGAGGAUUUGUUUUUCCCAGUUACCCGUAGUGAAGAUCCAUACCAUGGCCCUGAUUUGCCAGUUUCAGCCGUUGCUGGACUGGUAGGAGAUGAAGUAGAAACAUUCAUGCCUAGAAAUUAUAUUAAGCCUUCAGUGCAUCCUACUGCCCACUGCUGGACUGCAACCUCAGAAAUUUACAUGGGCUGUAAAGAAGGGUAUGUUUUGGCAAUCGAUGCUGAGACAUGCAGUGUUUCUGUUCUUCAACAAAAACCUCCACCUGAAUACAUGUGUAAAGUAUCGGACAUGGUGUCCUGUGUUUGUAGAGAAGAACAGAAAAGGAAAGGUGGCAAACCAAAGGAUCUGCAAAACCCAGUUUUAUUUGCUAUGGCAUUUUGUAACGAGGGACUGUACGCAGCUGGAAGUGAGGGCAUUUUGUUGUUUUAUCACAUCAAAGGUCUGCAGUAUGAGCUGAAAAUCUGCACUGAUAUCUUACAACCCAUAUCCAGCCUCAUAUUCUCUCCUGAUUACACCGUUCUUCUGCUUGUCACUGACCAGGGGACAGUCUAUACUUACAAACCUGUCCACAGUGGAGAAGCUGUCAAACUCCUGGACACAUGCAGCAGUUGUUUUCUGGCAGCUGAUUUUCUUACUCCAGGGAACAAGUACUGUGUGUCUGUAACAAUUUCAGGUGAAGUACAAGUUUGGUUCCUGGAAGACGGAACUUGCCUCAGCAAGCUAAACCUUGAUAUUGAGGCAACUGCUGUGGCUUGCUGUCCCUCCUCCAACAGUGUUGCUGUAGGGACCAAAGGAGGUCAAAUCUAUUUCCUUGAUGUUACCAAAGUUGAAGCUCCACGGGUUGUUCACAGAAUUUUUCUUUCCAAAUUUCCAGUGAUGUCUUUGCAUUAUGAUCAGAGUGGCCAGUUCCUCAUCGCUAGAGCUACAGAAGGACAUAUCUUUAUUCUAGAUGCCCGACCUUCAAAAUUAUUCCAAGUUCUUGGAUAUGUAGUGCUGGCAGAUGAAGUGCUGGAUCUUUCUGUAGUUUCUGACUUCAAGAAUGACUUAGUUGAAGUAGUGGUACUUCUUCAUGUAGCAGAGGUCCAGCGAGCAAGACUGGAAAUUUUUUGUCUAUCUUCAGCACUCACAACAGAUAAUGACAAGUAUGUUAAUGAGCAAGGAAUGCUUAAUGCUAGUGCCAUUAAAAAGGGGCAAUAUGAUCUGGAUUACCCUUUGAGCUCAGCAGUCAGAUUGAAGGAUAACAUUGUGUAUGGCUACUGUACCUGUGCACCUUUCAUCUGUAAAUACCAUCUCUCUGAAGAGAAUAUGUUGGAAUCUCCAUCAGUAUUUUUGUCAGAAAAGAGGACUCCUAGCAAUCAAUUUGGAUCAGGUUUCCUCUGUUUAUCACCCAACAGCCGGUGGCUGGCAUCAGCAGCAAAGGAUGGUGUUUUGUUCAUCUAUCAUACUUUUACUAUGGAUAUACUUGCUCAAAAGCAUUGUCAGUCAUAUCAAGGAGGGGGAAUCAGAUCCGUGGUAUUUUCACUGGAUGGCAAAUUCAUCCUCGUUAAUGGCGAAACUGAUGGUGCCCUAGUGUGUCUGAAAUGGAAGUAUGAGGUGCCACUUAAAUCUUCCAGUGUAGAGGUGACAGAAGAAGAUGGAAAUGUCACCAGUUUGUAUUCAGCCAGUACCAAUGACAUGACAUGGAUUGGUCAGAAAAUAAAGAAGGUCAUUAGAGAAGAGACUCAGAGGUUUGCUAACCAGAAGAAAGAGCUGCAAAUGGGAAUUAAAAAGCUGCGUAAAACUAUUCAGAAAAUGAUACGUGAAAACGAACAAGUGCCAGACAUUGAGAAACUGGAGCAGCAGGAGUUCAACCUGGAUGUAGAAGAACAGGAAAGAGCGCAAGCAGAGGCUGAACAAGAAGUGGCCAGGGUGAGGAAGGAGAUUGAGAUGGAGAAUUUAGCCAACCGCUAUUUGCAGGAUGUCAUCAAGCGUGAGUGCUGGGAUGCUAUGUGUGUAAAAGGACGUGCAGUUAAGUGCUUCCAUAUGGCUUGUGAAGUAAAGAAUUAUCCACUGAAGGAACGUAGUGAAGAAGAGCUGGAAACUUUGGAGAAAGUUCUCCAGUUAAAGAAGAUUGAGACAGCUGGCCUUGAGGUUCAGAAGAAAAAUCUUGACACUGAGUCUGAGACUGUAUUAUCCAAGGAAGAAGGAGAGAAGGCAGAAGAUGUAAUGGCUGAUGACAGUACAUCUUACUCCCUGAUUGGAAGUCUGAGCUCUCAGUAUGGUGGAGACACAUCUAUCCUACACCAUCAAUGGGACUUGCACACCAGGGAGCAGAAAGUCAGUCAGAUAGUAUUAUUGAAGGACAUCAUUUACAAAGUGAAAACUGCUUUUAAUAAGGAAUUUGACAUAGUUGCACGACAAAAGGAGCAGGAGAUAGCACAAGUGAAAGAAAGAAACCUGAGGAUCCGAGAAAUCUUGGCACAACUUGACCUCCAGGUGGAAGUGUGGGAGCCAGCUCUUACAGAUGAUGAGAUACCAGAGCGAGCACUCACUGUUCAGGAUUCAGAGAUUAAAGUUGAAAAAUUCUUGACUCAACAAGAGAAAGAGAAAGCAGAAAUUCUGGCUAAGCUUGAAAUGGAAAGACGCCUUGCUGCUACGGUACUUAAAGACAAUGAAAGACUGCGUGCUCUUGAUGACAUCAUGGGUGGAGUGCUAGAAGUCAAAAAGGAAGACAUCUUGAAAAUGGAUAUUCCUCCACCUCCUUUUAUAUCCAAGCCUGAGCAUGUUUGGAAUGAUGAAGAAAAGAAAAUAUUUAGAGAACACGAGAAAAAAGUCAAGGAGCUGAAUGAAGCAAAAGAAAAGUAUAGAAGGGCACUAGAAAGUGAAUUGAAGAAACUUGAAGUUUCCAUCCAGGAAACCACACAUAAUUUUGAUGAGACUGUGUGCAAACUCUCUGAAAGGAAAGUGAAAUUAGAGAUGGUCAUCUAUCAGGAAGAACUCAAAAUAGUCAAUCUCAUUUAUGCUUUACUGUUGGAUGAAGAGUUGGACACUAGAGAAGCUGGGCUUCGUAAUUUCCUUGUGAAGAAGGAGAAAGAGAAAGUCAAGACUGCAAGAACAAUCCAGAGUACAAAAAAUAAAAUUGAGGCUUACACAGACACCUAUGAAAAUGCAAGAGUUGAAGAGAAGAAUCUGGAAUGUGAUUUUGCAAAGGAGUUUGCUGAUGUACCUGCCAAUCUCCUUGAUGAACUUUUCCAACUUUACAAACAUCGACCAAAGACCCCAAUGAGAGAAAUGCUCCGAGACACAGCUAACCCGUAUGGGGAUUGUUCAGGCUCAGCUGAAGAUUACAAAGAUGCACUUACCCUUUUAAUGAAAGCCAUGGAUGAACUGGAUAGUCCUGAGCACGUGCCUAAUGGCUUAGACCUGUCUAUAUGGGAACGUUUUUGUCUAGCCAGACGAAAUAAAAUGGAGAGUGAGGAGCUGGUGAAAUGGAAGGCCCUAACACUGGCAGAAAUGCAGGCCUUUCUCCAGAGGAGAAUGGGUGACAAUGAGAAGAUUAAGUCAGAAAUAGAAGACAUUUUCCAAGAACUCACUUGGCUGCGGGAGGAGAAGAUGAAACUUCAAUUGAAUUUGACUGUCCAGUUUUUGCUAAAACAAGGACAGGUGGAAUUAGAAAGUACUGAGAUCCCAGACUACACUGAUGCCAUUCUCAUUAAUAAGAGUGUUAUUGAAGAACUGAAUUGCUCUAUCAUGGCUCAAGUAGAAAAAAAAAUUGCUAACAUGGUGAAAUGUAAAGACUUCUCUAAAGGGAUAUUUCAGCUGGAAUGGGAACACAAGAAAAUGAGAAUGCAGAUAGAAGAUCUGAAACAGAAGGCUCAGGAUAUUGUAACACUUCCUAUUUCAAAAGAUCACCAGCUAUUCCUAACUGUGCUGAACUACGACAGCCACGUUGCCCACCACAUUUCAGUUAUGGAGCAGACCCUUGGCGUCAUGGAUAAGCUGCACAAGAAGAAUGUGAAGAACCGUCAGAAAAGAAUUAAAGAGUUGGAGAAGUGCAUCAGUUUAAAAGAGCAAGCAAACUACGAGCUCAGCCUGGAGCUGAAAGAAAUGCUUGUCUCUGUUUCAGAAAGGAGGCAUAUCUUUGAGGCAGCUGACACAGAGCCUGUUUCUAAAAAGAUUGCAAAGCAGCGUUACCAAGAGAUUUUGAAGCAGAAACACCUACGGGGUCUUGUAAAGGAACAGGAAGAACAGUUUGAAAUUCUUCAGGCAGAAGUUGAAAGAUUGAGAUCAAGAACAUUACCUAUUCUUUAA
This is a messenger RNA of Leptosomus discolor (cuckoo roller), 4846 nucleotides long. The record is from RefSeq and is a predicted model, not a curated record. NCBI's taxonomy places the organism in Eukaryota, Metazoa, Chordata, Aves, Leptosomiformes, Leptosomidae.